Diplodia corticola is the source of this 777-nucleotide messenger RNA. RefSeq names its product ring finger-like protein. NCBI's taxonomy places the organism in Eukaryota, Fungi, Ascomycota, Dothideomycetes, Botryosphaeriales, Botryosphaeriaceae. The transcript is spliced from 2 exons. Bases 1 to 777 code for a protein of 258 amino acids. The record is from RefSeq and is a predicted model, not a curated record.
AUGGCCGUCUGCGUCGCCUGCCAGAGCCCGCUGAUCAUCGAGGUCGACUACAGCGACAGCGAGGAUGACGUCCAGAUGGGCGGCUCCAGCAGCGCUGCCGCCAGCGCAAAGGAAACCGUUCCCGACGACGUGCAUCUGAACUGUGGAUGCCACUACCACUGGGAGUGCCUCUUGGAGGCAUAUUCCGUCACCGAAUGUCCCGCCUGUCGAGCUAGCAUCGUGUCCACGGCCCCCGACGGCGGCCAGCAGGUUCUCAGCCACAUCCACAACGAGGGCGGCCAGCAGCAGAAUGUUGACAUCCUGCCGCUGCUCAGCGAGGAGGGUUAUCUCAAGGCCUACCCGGAGGAACGCAAAUGUCGCGCAUUCCUCGAGUUUUGCCGCGGGGGCGACGUCGACGCGGUAAUUACCAUGCUGCAGGACGAUGAUAGCGACGACAGCGACGACGAGGACGCCAUGCAAGAUGGCCCCAGGAUUGAUAUUCUGCGCUAUCAAGAUACCCUUGGUGACAUGCAAUCCGGCCUCCACGCUGCCGUGCAGGGCGGAAGCGAAGAGAUCGUAUGGCUGCUGCUGCUCCUAGCCUCGAAAUUGGACUAUUCUCAAUUUCCCCAAGAGGUGUUUGACGUCGCAAAGCAGUACGGCGUGGAGAGAGAAGAUCAGGCUGGCAAGGAAGACAUCCGGACAUUGAGGGAUGCACAGGGCCGGACUGCCGAAGCUCUGGCCGCAGAGCUUGGAGGAGUCUGGGCCGGCUGGCCUGGCACCGGCAGGCUCGGUGUCUGA